GACGUCUAUGCUGCCGUAUGCAUGAUGUCGCCAAACCAAUAAGCUUAUGCCUUAGCGGACGAGUUCGUUUUCCUUUGAGAUUGUUUGUUUUGUUUUAAUUUUUGUUUUAUGUUAUGCGUUUGGAAAUUUAUUAGAUGGAUAUAAGUGGCUUAUCAUGAAACUCCGGACUCAGUAUGACAGGAGUGAUUCCAGAAGAACACUGAUAUUGAGGGAGUCGCCAACUGUAAUGCAGCCGAAUUUUAAUGAGCCGGGUGCCCAGGCAGGAAACGGCUUAUCCCUGCCCCUUCAACCAGAGCUACCAACAAGGACACUGGCCACAGGGGGCUCGGACACAUCGGGCACUGGCGAGGUGCAUAUACCUAUCUCCAGUGGCCCAGCAGAGUCCAGUGGAGGAGGGGCAUCAUCCAGGAGGUCAAGAGCCAGCUCCCAUAGCCACUCGCACGGACACAGUCGUAGCCACCACCACUCCCAUGCUGAGCCUGACCCCGCGGACUCGGACCUGGAGGCUGGCGAGCCCAGCACGUCCUUCGCUGAGCUGCGCUACCUCUUCCGCUGGGUCCAGAAGAGUCUUCCCUUCUUAGUCAUCCUAUGUGCUAAACUAGUCAUCCAGCAUGCCCUUGGUCUAGCAGUUGGAGUUGGCUUGUUUACAACUUUCCUGUAUGUAAAUAAAAACCUACAAUCCCAAGUCUUUCUUCAGGACCGCCGUUCCAAGUGGCAGUGCAUGUGGCUGCUCCUCUUCCUGACCUCCUCCACGCUCCUGCUCUACUACACCUUCCUAACUGAGACACUUUACUAUUGCCUCAUCUUCCUCAGCCCUGCUGUUGACCUCCUGGGCUUCUGGGAGGUCCUUUGGGCAGUGGGCGUCACCAACUUCACUGUCAAGUUCCUCUUCAUGGGGUUCAAGUGCCUUAUUCUGCUGCUGCCCUCCACACUGGUGACACAUAGAGCCCAGGGGCGAUGGUUGAUGCUAACUGAGGAGGUGGGCCAAGUGUACCAGGCCAUGGUUCCUCUCCCCCUCUGGUUCCGCUACCUGAUCACUUACCAGGAGGUGGAUGGUACCACUGGACUCACCCUGGGAGUCCUGCUGGCUUUGCUCUACUUCAUUCUCAAGCUCUUAGGAUUGUAUGGAUCGUGGGGUUCUUUCCAGAAAACUGUGAGGAUAUUUCUCAAUGGCGAGCACACGGGGGCAGCGGCCAGCCGGAGCCAGUGCAGCGAGGCUGGAGACGUCUGUCCCAUCUGCCAGGGAGAGUACAGGGAGCCCCGGAGCCUCGUCUGUCAGCAUAUUUUCUGUGACGAGUGCAUCGCUCUGUGGUUCAACCGGGAGAAGACGUGUCCGCUGUGUAGAACAGCCAUCACAGACAAGGUGCACAAGUGGAGAGACGGGGCCACCUCACCCCACCUUCAGAUCUACUGACAGAGGGCAGUGGGAAGUGUGCGGACAGGACAUGGCUCUGGUGCUUAGUGUCAUAGUUGUAUCAAUGGCAAUACACCCCCCCCCCCCCCCCCCCAUUGACUUACGCACCGUGCCGUUUCUUCUCUGUCCAUUCAUUAAGGGCUGUGCCCUCUACUGGCCGAUGCCGGUAAAGGCAUAUAUGUGCAUUGGGACGCAUUACUGUUGAUGUAACUGCAACUACCUUUGAGGCACUUCUCUAUAACAAAGUUGGUCUCCGCAUGUCCUUGUCAUUUAGUUCGUUUUUCCCCCUUUCCAAACGUCUUUUUUUAUCAUGUGAAAAUGUUCCUUUAUAUUUAGUUUGGACUUAUUUCGAAGAAAAGACAGCCAUGUGGUACCUGAAGGCUUUCCUCUACUUGUAGAUAUGGGGUUCAUCAGAGGAAAACUGUAUUAAACGACACGCUAAGAGGUUUAUAUAACCCCUGGAUGAGAUCAAGAUCAACCCCCAGGUUUUGUUUUCCGUUUGGUCGGUUGUGGGUCAAUGACACGACUCCAGUGAGCUGCAAGACACCACCUGUGCCCUUAGUCAUGUUUCUCACUCAGUACCUGGGAGCCUGUGUGUGUGCUGGCUCUCACCCUAGAUUUGUUUGGUUCUGUACGCAGAAAUGACAGGUAACGACCUACCAGUUCUGUAGCUAGUACAGCCAUGUCGAUAGAUUAUAAUAAAUAAAUAAAUAUUACAGCAGUUUUGGUGUAAAACAGCACAUACCGUCUUCCAUGAUCUGAGUGAGAGUUCCUGCAUUUUGUACCGACAGUACGGGUUCCCAAAAGGGGCAUCUGGCUAGCCUGGCCAGGCUGCACUGUAGUGACUACAGAACAAAAUACUGAGGGAGGGGAGCACUUUUGCUCUGAUCAAUAUACAGUUGGGUCCCAAAGUCUGAGAGCACUCGUCAAAAUACAUUCUUCACAUGCGAAACAUAAGUAACGCAAAAUGUGUCUUUACAAAAUGAUCAUCAGCAAAAAUGAGUGACAAGUUGAAUCUUUGAAAAAGGAAUUUCAGAAUCGUAUUAUUUGUUAUGUCCUCCUUUUGUUUGAAUGACCGUGUGGACUUGAGCUGGCAUGGGACCACAAGUUGGCAUUGUGGAGUCAAUUUUGAUUUGACGUCAUAAAGAGCUUCUUGUGAUGGUCACAGCAGGGGUUGUAUUUCUCAGUCUUCAAUUCCUUCAGUCAAUGUUCAUUGUGUUCUCAGACUUCUGUGCUCUACUAUAUGUAUCCUUGCUUUUGUUUUUCCAAUGGGAUUUUUUGACAGAUUUGGGGACUUGCUUUCAAUAAGACAUAUGCAAUUGUGAGUGUAAUUUGAUCCAUGCGUAAAUUAUUUUUCUAUUAUGGUGCAGUUACAUCCUUUUUAAAAACCAAAGAGUGGAAGAUGCAUCUAUUUUAGUACCAUUAUGUAGUAAAAUCAUGUCACAAUUUCCUUGCAAAAAAAGAAAAGUAUGUUUCCAUCAACAAAUUUAAUAAAUGUUAUUCAAUCUCUUGA
Molecule: messenger RNA, 2927 nt
Organism: Osmerus eperlanus (European smelt)
Lineage: Eukaryota; Metazoa; Chordata; Actinopteri; Osmeriformes; Osmeridae
Gene: rnft1
Product: ring finger protein, transmembrane 1
Exons: 9
Coding region: 155-1414 (419 amino acids)
Biological process (GO): positive regulation of ERAD pathway
Cellular component (GO): endoplasmic reticulum
Molecular function (GO): ubiquitin protein ligase activity
Source: RefSeq, a predicted model, not a curated record